Molecule: messenger RNA, 1360 nt
Organism: Jaminaea rosea
Lineage: Eukaryota; Fungi; Basidiomycota; Exobasidiomycetes; Microstromatales
Product: N-terminal nucleophile aminohydrolase
Exons: 4
Coding region: 1-909 (302 amino acids)
Biological process (GO): ubiquitin-dependent protein catabolic process
Cellular component (GO): cytosol; proteasome core complex, alpha-subunit complex; proteasome core complex
Source: RefSeq, a predicted model, not a curated record
AUGUCGAGGAGCUCCUACGACCGAUACCUCACGGUCUUCUCACCGGACGGACGUCUCUACCAAGUCGAAUAUGCCUUCAAGGCCAUCUCGUCCGCUGGUCUCACCAGCGUAGCCGUCCGAGGAAAGGACUGCGCCGUCGUUUGCACCCAGCGCAAGAUUCCGGACAAGCUCAUCGACCCCUCGACUGUCACAAAUAUCUUCAAGAUUACGCAGGAGAUUGGGUGCAUUAUGACUGGCAGGAUUGCGGAUGCUCGCUCACAAGUGCAGAGGGCUAGGGCAGAGGCGGCCGAGUUCAAGUACAAGUACGGCUAUGCUAUCACGCCUGACCUUUUGGCAAAGAGGAUUGCCAACAUCAAUCAAGUGUACACUCAGCGAGCCGCCAUGCGACCCCUCGGCAUUAGCAUGAUCCUCGUAGGCAUCGACUCAGACCCAGCUCGCGGCCCACAGGUCUUCAAGAUCGACCCAGCAGGCUACUACGUAGGCUUUAGGGCUACGGCAGCAGGGCAGAAGCAGACGGAAGCCAUCAAUUACCUCGAGAAACACUUCAAGAAGGCGCCCUCUGCCUCUACCUCUUCAGGUGCCUCCACUGAGGUUCCCAAGGAGACGUCCACCUCCACGACGUCCUUGGUCGACAUCUCCCCCGACGCAGCGGCGGCACAAGCCGAGUCCAUCUCGCGCAGCAUGUCAACAGACGACGCUCUCCAGCUGGCGCUACAGACCCUGUCCACCAUCCUGGCGCAGGACCUCAAGCCCAGCGAGGUUGAGGUAGGCAUCGUGGGUGGACCAAAGGCGCGGGCGAACAUGGAGGGAGAGGAUGGCAGCAUGGAGGCACAGAAGCAAGCAAGGUUCAGGACGUUGAGCGAGGAUGAGAUCAAUGCUGUGUUGGAGGCAAUUGCAGAGAGGGAUUAGAGCGCGAGCGGAUCGAGGCGGCCGUGAGGUGAUCUCAAUGCGAUGCAGUCAAGGCAAGGAGCAGUCACAUGGCUACUCGUGUUCAUUGUGACACCAUCGUUGUCUCUGUGCACGCCUCACUUCCUUCCCUUCUUCCUCUCAGCCCUCUUCCUCCCAAUGACUCCACCGACGGCUUGCCCCAUCUUCUGAGGCUCAUUCUUGGCCCUCGACACCUUAUUCGAUGCCUGCUCUCUCGCUCUUCGAAGCUGCAUGUCGUCGCUCCCUCCCUUCUUCUUCGUCGACUGAUUCCAGUUGGCACGACGCGGUGCCCUCCCACGGUCGUCGAUGUCUUCCUCCUCCUCUUCCUCUCCCUCCUCCACCUCCUCAUCCUCACUAACCUCCUCGCCCGCAUCUCUGGCCUUCCUCCUCUCCGCAUUCCUCCUGUUCUGCUCAGCCCUAUCCCUCCUCUGCU